AUGGUUUAUGACUCGUCGUUCCUGCUGACUGUGAAGGAUCGCGUAACAGAAAAACUUAAGACUCUUGGUGCAUUCAUCGAUGAUGAACUUCCGGAUUAUAUUAUGGUUAUGGUUGCGAACAAAAAAAGUGAAAGCGCUAUGGCUAAAGACUUACAGUUGUUCCUGGGUGAACAUACCAAUAAGUUUACUGAAUGGCUCCACCAAACGCUUGAAAACUUAAAAGUUAUAGGUCGUGACUCUAGUGGUGGACGUAGAGAUAAUGAAAAUGUGCGGUCUUCACGAUCAAAGUCUGGGCGACGGAAGGGUCGUAAAUCACGUUCGUCUGAAUCUCGCAGUGAUUCUCCCAAGUUCUCGAACCGUUCUAGAUCGAGGUCGCCUUUAGAACCAGUUAAACAUGGUAGAUAUGCUAAUAGUUCCCGCGAACCGCAUGCGGAAGUGGAUGGCAGUGUAAAGGCAGCAGCAGAUGUAUAUAUUUCCGAGGAUAAUGGGUCUUGUCAUAUUAAAGAAGAGCGCAAAAUCAUGUCCACUUCCUCCUUAUCACGAAAGUUAGUUCAAGAAAGUGAGAAUAAUUCAGAACUAUCGGAUAAAGUUAGCAGCUUGCAAUCAGUUGUUGAGGUGAAAAACUCAGAUAGUGUUAAGCAUGUGAGAACAAAACAAGAGUAUCCUCAACCAUCAAGUUUGCUGCUUAAAAGAGCUGUGAAUGAAGCUAAAGCCAGCACAAUGGCAACUGAAUCUAGUUUGCACACUCCAGCAAAACGAAAACCGAUCGCUCGACCAAUAGCUUGUUCUGAUGUGUCGUCGUCUUCACAGCCUGAUUCUACAAGGUUUUUCAUUACGUUAUCUGGUGCCGAACCUAAAUCCACACAAAUGAUUACUUCUCCUAAACUUCGUAAUUCUUCAACAGUUGGUCGCUUGCGUUCUGUUGGGUACUUCGAUCAGACAGAUGUACUGAAUGACAGAAAACUUCGACUGGGUCCACGCUUAGUAAAUACUAAAUCAUUACACGGGGAAGGGAAUGAAUUUGACGAUUUUGUUGAAGGUGACUACGUAGAAUUAGCAUGUGACGAUGCAUUCGGAAAUGAUGGAAUCGGUGAUGAAAACCUACAACUCAAAGGAAACUAUGUACCCUUGUCAAAAAUAACCCUAGCAGAUAAAUUAAGUCAACCAACACCACAAUUAGUGGUGAAUUUGAAUGAAACAGAUGAAGAAGAAGAUGUUACUGGUUUUUUGGCUGGAGCUGAAAGACAGAAGAAAAACACCUCAAUCAAACAUAAAGAAAAGAUACAAAAUGAUAUUACCACAGAAUCGGAAGCUCAACCAAAUAUUCCAAGCUCAUUGGAGCGUUGUAAAUUCUGGCCUAAUUGUCGCAAUGGUAGUUCCUGUCAGUACAUUCAUCCCACAGAACCAUGCCAGUUGUUUCCACGAUGUAAAUUUGGAGCAACAUGUACAUUUGUCCAUCCACCAUGUCGUUAUGGAGCAUUAUGUAGUCGCCCUGACUGUGCUUUCACACAUUCAUCGAAAAAAGUAUUGCCUGUCGUAUCUGCCAACCCAGCUCAAAUAGUAUGCCGUUUUCAAAACAGAUGUACAAAUCCCCAUUGUCAAUUUUAUCAUCCACCUGUUGUUGUUCAAGCCCCUCCAAUCAUUGUUCGAAGUUCAGCUUCAACUGUCCCUGUUUUCAAUAGCCAAAUCCCAUGUCGAUAUGGUUCUGGUUGUACUAAUCGUACUAAAUGUCCUUUCCUUCAUUCUGAUUUACCCUCAGUUGAUCAACUUAAAUGGAUUGCACCUUCCAAGAAACAACAAUCAUCCAAUCCGAUUUCCACGAAAGCAAACUCUACAGAGAAAGUAGUUAAGUCUGUAACCACACUUAAAGAAUAA
Schistosoma mattheei is the source of this 1875-nucleotide messenger RNA. The record is from the annotation of a GenBank genome assembly. Lineage: Eukaryota; Metazoa; Platyhelminthes; Trematoda; Strigeidida; Schistosomatidae.